UUUUUUGUCCAAUAAAGUUAUUCCAUAAGAAUCUUGGCACCAAAUCUUUCACUGUUUCAGACACAUGCGCCAGCCAAUGCCCAAACAACAAUGCACAUCGUACUGUAAACCGCUACCACAACCAAACUUUUUUUUUCAAACAUUCUCACGAUUAUUUCCCUUUAAAUACAUCCAGAUAACCAUAACAAGAAAGGUAACGUUUUAUACAGGUUGAUUAUAAACAUUUCUUCCUUUUGAAACCCUUACAACUCUGAAUUGUAUGUUGCCCAUGGAGUCAAAUUUAGCCGAAUAAUACUUUAUUUCUCUUGCUUUUAAGGUUACUUUGUCGACUGACUUGUAUUUGGAUUGGCUGCCUACACGUAUCAUUGGGGUUACUAGACCAACCCGUUAUGGUGUGUUCUUUUUCGUCGGAAAUGCUUACCCAUUUCAAUACACUGUUCAAACACAUGAUAUAAUAAUUCUGUAUACAGCCAAGUGGUGACAGCUUAUUUGUAAUUAGUGUGUACUUCCAUCAGUUAUGAAUUCGAGAAUUCUUUGUAUAAACUAAAAUAUUGUUGUUUGGUCAAUCUGGAUUUAAAUUUCAGUCCAAAUGGUUAAUAUAAUGGUUAUAACAUAUGAUUGAGAACGGUAACCGAUAUCAAAGACUUGUAAUAGUUAGACUUUGAUGCUUUUGUUCAAAACGAGCUUGUAACCGUAUCUGAUUGCCGAUUAUUCGGUUUGAUUAAUAUAAUUUCAUUAAAAAAAAAAACAUAUGAUUGGUCUAUCUCCUAACACUAAUAGUAAUGCAUUUAAUCAGACAAUAUCAUCCCAAUCCAUUUGGUAACACCAAGUGUGUUUUUUUUCGAGACCGUCCCUAUCAAUCAAUCGAUAGAAUAUAUCAAAAAAACCAAUUCUAUAUACAGACCUAAUUAAAUCGAAUGGAAGAAUAUAAUGGUGCUAGUGAUAUAUGUUUUAAUUUUUAUAUCGAUGAAAAACAUAAUUAAGUUGAUGAAUUACUUGCACAUUUUGUUAACAUUAGUCUUUCAUUUCACACCGUAGCACGUCAAUUCAGAGACUUCCGAAUUUUAAAACUGUAAGAGCAAGUCCAUUGGUUAGAACCCAUAAUGGGUUCUAAUGAAUAAUUUAAUAGUUGAUUUUGUGAUUUGAGAAGUUUAGAACCCUUGUUAGUGUUAUUAAUUUUUUCAUGGUCCAAUGGGAGAACCUCUCUUUGAGGUUCUUAAAAUUUUUUUAACAAACUGAUUCCAUUUGAUCAAAACAAGUCAUACAUCAACUAGCAUAAGGUUUUAAUGAUUACUUUCACUUAUUACAUAUCAUAUUGUUGUUCUCUCUACAUACUACUUACCACAAGAUCAUUGUUACCCGUGGGCUCAAUGCUCUGAGACUCGUCUCUUUCAUCCGCCAUUGUGGUAACCAUGCGAGUCAAAAACACUUUGAUGAUUGAAGUCCUCUUCUUGUAGCAUAUCUGCACAUUCAUCACAUCAUCUCCCUCGAGGAGUUUCCAUCAAGCAUCCUAAAGAGAGUGUUCUUCACAUUAUCGAACAUGUCAAAGAGUUCCCAUCAAGUAAGAACCUACUUCAAUUUACCAAAGGACAAGAAUGUUUGGAGAAUCUAAAGCAAGUGAGAGGGAUUUGAGAUAAAGUACCUUGACGUUCUGCUCACCACCAUCAACAGCGAUCUUAUCUGGUUGUAAAGCCUACAACCUCAUGUCUGCACAUCGAUUACACUACUAUGAGAACAAGUCUCAAUCUUUUUCCUUCACAGCAACAAUAAGAAGAAGCUAUAUGCCACUGGAAAUGAUCUACUUCAAAUUAAUCUGUACACCAAUCUAAGAUUCGUAUCAAUAACAAAGUAAGCAUCUUUAAGGGUACCCCCAAUACAAAUAAUCCCACCCACAACAAAAAAAAAAAUUGAACUUUCCAUGAGAAUCCAAAAGAUUUACCUUCACUUGGCGUGUCGUUGUGUAAGAGAGCUUGCAUACGAAGCCCUCCGUGGCUUGAUCCGUUGCUGAUUCUCAGAUUGUGGAUUCACGGAUUACAGGACCAACACGAAGACUGGGGCAAAUUAGAGAGGUGUGAUGAUGUUGAGAGAGUUUCCAUGGUCAUUAGAUUCGACGGAGAGGAUAAUGAAAUAUUUUAUUAGCUUGAAGAGUUACCAAUCUUUCACUGUUGAAAUAAAGUAGAGCUUAUUGGAAUCGACAUAGAAGAUGGAGAGAUCGAGCUUGGAGGAGGAAUAGAAAAAAUGGGAUUUCGAAGGAGAGAGAGAGACAUAAAUGAGCCGUCAAAUAAGAAUGUGACACGUUAGGGUUCCUAACAAUCCUAAAAAUCCCAGUUUAAACACCGGUUCUGUGUUUUAUUUUCCUUUUUCAUUUAUUUUUUUUCUCUUUUGUUUGGAACCUCCAUUUAAGAAGCGCCGAUGGAGGUGGUCUAAAAUAAAUCAUUUACUACUACGUGCUACUAACACUUUAAAAAAUACAGAAACUUGGCUUAAUGGCAUUUUUAACUUAAUUAUUGAAAUACGUGUAUAGUUAACCUUCGCCAAACCGUGGUUUUAGUUUCUUCCAUUUUAGACAUUAUCGUCUUUAACUCUUAUUUAACAGAUAAUUUUGUGUACCACCAUCAUCUUAUACGCUUUCGUAACUUCGUGUAUAGAACUGAACGAUAUACGUUCUAAAAUUUUGUGGUUAUGUUAAUUAUUUUCUCUUCUCACUUGUCAAGUUGUCUUGGUCUAUUGGUAAUAGAACUCCAGCUGGAACUUGUGUCCUGAAUUCCAUACACCUCAACCAUUUGGUUGUCAUACUGAUAGAUUAAUUGAAUACCCAGUUUCGUGGAUUUAGUCUUUAAACCUAAAACUUUUAAGAUUCACACGGUUGAAAGAAAAAAAUCUUCACGGUGGAUUGUCGUGUGGAUGAUCAAAUUCAAAUAGUCGAUGCACGUUUUCAUAUGAACGGUCUAAAUAUGCUUGAUCAACCUCAAAAUAGUAGUAUCCGUCAAUCAAUUUCAAUACCACCAUAUAUCUCCCGAUUACCAAAUAUUCGUUGAAAUCUUUCCCUAUAUCCAAUAAAAGGUUGUUUAUCUCUCAAUUUAAUAUCAUAUAUUAAAUAAAAAGGUAUAAAGCAUAUGGGGGAUGAUUAUCCACCACUGUGCUCUAAAUUGAAAAUCUACGUCCAGUGAUAACUUGUAAAACUUUCACACCAACGGAUCAAAAGCGUUGCCUCUAGAUUUUGAAACCAGUCAGAACAAUUAAGGGAACACGUACACACAAGAGUACACAUGCAUGAUACAACACACAAGACAUACCAUGUCUGAAAAGAUCAGCCAAAUUACAAAACUACCCUAGUUGUCUCUCUUCUACGUGAAUAUACAUGCGCAUACAUAACAUAGCAGCGGUAUAUAUAUAAUACACAUCGCAGAGACCCACCUUCUUUAUUUCAGAGCAAAAAAGAAGCAAGAAAGAAAGUAUAAUGGGAUCACUGGUUCAUGUCAAAGAAGCCACAGUUAUUACUCCUUCCGACCAAACACCUUCUUGUGUUCUGUCCCUCUCCGCCUUAGAUUCUCAACUCUUCCUCCGAUUCACAAUCGAAUACCUCCUCGUUUACUCACCCGUUUCCGACCCGGUUUCUCUCUCGGGUCGUCUCAAAUCAGCACUCUCUCGCGCUCUUGUUCCUUACUUCCCUUUCUCCGGCCGUGUCCGUGAGAGACCCAACGGCGGAAGUCUCGAGGUUAACUGCCGUAGCCAAGGUGCUCUGUUUCUCGAAGCCGUAACUGAUCACCUCACGUGCCUUGACUUUCAGAAACCUCCCCGGCACGUGACUAGCUGGAGAAAGCUUCUCUCCCUCAACGUCGUCGACGUCCUCGCCGGUGCACCGCCUCUCGUCGUCCAGCUCACUUGGCUCAGAGACGGUGGCGCCGCUUUAGCCGUCGGUGUUAACCACUGCCUCUCCGAUGGCAUCGGAAGCGCCGAGUUUCUCACCUUGUUCGCCGAGUUAUCGAGAGACUCGCUGAGUCAGACCGAGUUGAAACGGAGACACCUCUGGGAUCGCCGCUUGCUUAACCCGUCUCCGGUUCGUGACUCGUUGAGCCACCCUGAGUUCAACCGAGUUCCCGACCUCUGCGGGUUCGUCAACCGGUUCAACGCCGAGCGACUCGUUCCGACCUCCGUCGUCUUCGAGAAACAGAGACUUACAGAGCUGAAGAAACUCGCGAGUCGACUCGGUGAGUCCAGUACCAAACACACAUCGUUCGAGGUGCUCUCUGCGCACGUGUGGCGGAGCUGGGCGAGAUCACUGAACUUACCAUCGAGCCAAACCGUCAAGCUUUUGUUCAGCGUCAACAUCCGAGACCGAGUCAAACCGAGUUUACCCGCCGGGUUCUACGGGAACGCCUUCGUCGUCGGGUGCGCGCAAACCACCGUGAAAGACUUGACGGAGAAAGGAUUACGCCACGCGGCGAAGCUGGUGAAACAAGCGAAGGAGAGAGUCGGAGAUGAUUACGUCAGGUCGGUGGUGGAAGCCGUGAGCAAGGCCAAGUGUCCUGACUCGGUCGGAGUCUUGAUAAUUUCGCAGUGGUCACGCCUCGGUUUAGAGAAGCUUGAUUUCGGUUUUGGUAAACCGGUUCACGUGGGAUCGGUUUGCUGCGACCGGUACUGUUUGUUGCUUCCGGUUCCUGAACGAAGUGACGCGGUUAAAGUAAUGGUCGCCGUCCCGUCAAGCGCCGUUGACUCCUACGAGAAUCUUGUGACUAGUCCUAACGCUUAGUAAUUAGAGCAUAGAUAAAUUCCAAUUUUCACUCUUUUAUUUUUUGAAAAUAAAUGAGGAACUCUCCCUCCAUUGACGUAUAAUAGUUUUGACUUUAUAAAUCCUUCGUGGUUUUUGUUAUACUACGCAAAACUUCCAUUUUUGUUUAUUCAUCGAAAUAUAAAUAAUCGAUUAUAGAUUUGUAGUC
Brassica rapa (field mustard) is the source of this 4940-nucleotide messenger RNA. Its product is annotated as taxadien-5-alpha-ol O-acetyltransferase. The record is from RefSeq and is a predicted model, not a curated record. Lineage: Eukaryota; Viridiplantae; Streptophyta; Magnoliopsida; Brassicales; Brassicaceae.